UUGCGCGUUGAAGGUUUAGAAAUUACUUUGUCCAUUGUAUUAUUGUUAUAUUACAAGGAUUAAUUAUGUUUAGUUCGUAAUGUAGACUGAAUUUUUUCGAGCUUCUGUGAGGUCCCAAGUGUUAUUCAAAACGCAAUACAAUUCGUGAACUGAAGUUUUCUGUAGAAGUUCUUUUAUGAAUGGAUACUUGCCAUUAGAAAGUCCCAGCCUACCAUCCACAAUGGAGUAAUGAUUCUUAAAUUUUGAGAAUUUCGGGCUUCAAACUCCUAAAACGGAGUCAUUUGAGGCGAAUUACUGGCUGUAAUAAUGGGUUCUAGACAUAUACCAGCUGAUAAGAUUAAUUUGCGCUUGAUCUUAGUGAGUGGCAAGACAAAGGAAUUCAUAUUCAGUCCCAGUGAAUCAGCAGGUGACAUAGCACAACAUGUGUUUGAUAACUGGCCAGAAGAUUGGCGUCAUGAGGCUGUUUCAAAGGCUGAAAUACUACGACUUAUCUACCAGGGUCGUUUCUUACACAGUAACGUAACACUUGGGGCUCUGGGACUACCUUUUGGUAAAACAACUGUCAUGCAUCUGGUACCGAGGGAAAAUCUACCUGAGCCUAAUUCGCAAGAUCAAAGGCAGAAAAGCAAAGGCGGUAGUAGUAGCUGUUGUUCAGCAGCAUGCUGCAUCCUGUAAAUAAAAUCGAAAAAAUUUCUAACUUUAAUUCCCUACAAUAUUAAUAUCUUAUGAUAAACAGUAAAGAACUGUUCCGGGAGAAAGAAAUAAGUUUGAAAUACAGAGGUAGUGUGUAAAAAAAAAUCGACGUUGUGACGCUUAGAGUGUGUAUGGGGAGAAACAGAUGCAAAAAUGAGAAAGAAAUAAUGUACAAGAAACAUAUGGACACUUUGGAUUUUCUGUAAUGUUGUGAUAUCAGUGUAUAAAUGAGAAACAAUGAUGACUGUGCACAUAAAUAGAUUUUAUUUCAAUUGGAAACUUACAAUUCUCAGGUUGAUCAGGUUUCACAUUUUUAGAAAAUAUAAACUCACUUCACCAAUUUCAUUUGUUUAUGUGCUAAGUACUCUUGUGACAAUGGGAUAUUGUUUUUAUUUUUUAGACGAAUUUUUUUCAUACUCAUUAUUUUUUAAUGUGAUUCAAGUGACAGGGUGUUUUGUUGGCCGAUUUUUAGUAUUAAUUUGUGAUCUCGAAAAAUCGAAUAACGAAAUAUUUUAGUUCGAAAAUUUUGAUGAACCGUUCUUGUAUUUUUUGACAUUUAUGAAAUUUAUGAAUUGGUCAUUUUAAUUCAAGGGUAGGUAACAGAAUGGGUUUUUUCGGAAUCACUAUUUUUUUUUCGAGCAGAUGAGUAUCCUGUUCAUGCAAUUUUAAUGUAUUUAUGUAAAUAUUCACAACUAUUUGUUUUAUAUUGAACCGAGUUUAUAUUAUCAUUGUUUUCAAAUCAUCACAAACACUAUAUAAAAAGUUCCCAGUUAUAUAACGUCAAUGUGGCAAAAUUUCCUUAUAUAUAAAGACAAAUACUUUUGCUUUCUGGAAUGUUGAAGGAUUUUUUUAAUAAAAUUUAUUAAAAUACACUUUAUUCAUUGCUUUUCGAGUUUAAAAAAUUUGACCAGACAAUUUGAAUAUUUUCAUAUUGGAAAAAUUCAAUUUAUUAAUUUUCAAUUAAUUGUAUUGUGCAAUUUUUAAUAACAGCUUCUUGAGACAUUGAGUUACUUUUGGAAAAUUCGUUGAAAGACAAUUUGUAAGUAAUUAUUUUUAUUGAAAAUUUAGGUUUAUGAGCUAGUAUUCAUGAAUAUAGUACAAUGAUUGAGAAAGAAUUCAAUGAAAUUGAGCUUGUUUUAGCUCAUUUAUUGAAAUGCAAUUCUUUCCGCAGAUUGAAACUGCCAACUAAAUAAUUUUUCAUUUGGCAAACUUCCAGGAAGCUAUUCUAUGUUAAUUUUGAGAUAGAUAAAUAUGAUUAUAAAAAGUGUAGAAAUUAUAAAAUUACAAAAUAUAACUAAUGCUAAGAGUUUUUAAGAAAAAGAUGUAUAUAAUACCUAUGGAUGUUAACUAGCCAUUUUAUGUAUCCAAUUUUAUUUUAAUUUCUGUAUCAUGUAAAUUAUAGUAUCUUAUUUAUUUCCAUUUAAGUUUUUAAUAUUUUGCUAAUGGCAAAAUUUUGAUAGUAGACAUCAAUCAAUUUUGGUCUCUUCAAGGUUAUUUUGCAUUUUCAUAUUCAAAAUUUUAUCUUGGUAACUUGGAUCUUUACUUUGGCUUUAAUAAACCUAAUCAUAAAUU
Messenger RNA from Harmonia axyridis, 2265 nucleotides. RefSeq names its product ubiquitin-like protein 3 (gene UBL3). The coding region runs from base 307 to 675 and encodes 122 amino acids. The record is from RefSeq and is a predicted model, not a curated record. The transcript has 4 exons. Gene Ontology annotation, molecular function: protein binding. NCBI's taxonomy places the organism in Eukaryota, Metazoa, Arthropoda, Insecta, Coleoptera, Coccinellidae.